This is a messenger RNA of Macrosiphum euphorbiae (potato aphid), 1338 nucleotides long. NCBI's taxonomy places the organism in Eukaryota, Metazoa, Arthropoda, Insecta, Hemiptera, Aphididae. The record is from the annotation of a GenBank genome assembly.
AUGGAUAACAUUGGGUAUAAAUACUAUAAGAAUAUAAGUCGUAACAAAAAAAUUUACUUAGUAUGUGAAAAUCAAAAGAAUAAUGCUGAAUUCUGCCCAUCGACAGUAAUAGUCAGUGUGGAUAUAAAUGAGAAUUGGUUAAGAUCAAAUAUAAGACACAACCAUUUUCCACCUAUUGUGGACAUUCCAGUGGCCCAUUUGAGGAGGAGUAUUGGCAUUGCAGGCACAACUACUGGAAGACAGUCAAACUCAAUCAGACAUAUCUAUAAUAAUGAAAUAGUUGAAAACCCUGAUAGAGCAAAAAAUUACACAUUUUUACAAUGCCAAUCAAGGGUACGGAGAAUGCGACAAUGUCGUCGUCCACAAAGUGUCGAUACAAUUGAAGAACUCUCGAACAUUCUGAGUCUGGAACAAAAUAAAUCUUACUCAUCAACCUUGCAGCGUCCACCAUCAAGAUUUUUCCAAGAAACAUUUGAAGUUGUUGGCGUAAUUUUUUUCAAUUUAGACGCCAUUCAAAAAUAUCAGCAUGAACUUUUAUCCGUCAACAUUGCAGGAGUGGACGGAACGUUUAAAACAGGGCCUAAACGUCCUCCUCAAUUUAACAAAGGCUGCCUUCUGACAUUUCAUGUACUAUUUAAAAAUGUAGUAUAUGCAUUAACAUCGAAAAUGACCGAUGCAGCAUAUAAGUCAUUUUUUAGAGUAGUUAGAAGAGUACUACCAUUAAAUUAUGCACAAAUCACUAUUAUUACGGAUUAUGAAAGAGCUUUAAUGACCGCCGUAAAAAGUGUUUUUCUUGAAAGUAAACUUCGUGGUUGCUGGUUCCACUUCUGCCAAUCCGUUAUCCGAUACUGCCGAAGGAGUUUAAAUAGUGUAUUCCACUUAUUCCAAAAUAACCCUGAAGCUAAUAGAGUUCUGCGUAUGGUUUUAGCAUUGCCACAUCUUCCUGCAGAAAUGAAUAUUACUACUGUUUUUGGAUCAGACAUUCGAACCAACAACUAUUUGGAAUCGUUUCAUAGAACCUUACUAAGCCAAAUAGGAAGACACCCCAAUAUUUGGGAUUAUUUACUAAGACUAUUGUUGAUUGAAAACCAGUACUACGUAGAAAUGGACCAAGCUCGGAGAAAUCAUUCAAUACGAAAUAGUGUAACUCGAGUUAAUCGAGCUGAUGCUACAUAUCGAAUUAAGAACUAUAUUCAAAUAUUAGAUGAGGACAAUGAUAUUUUAAUGUUCUUAAGAAGAGCCGGCCAUACCAUGGAUGGAUACAAUCAAGGGCAAGUUGGACCUCGUCCAUUGGUGUGUUAUCAUUUACAAAAUAUCCAUGUACCUAAGUUUUAUUAA